Messenger RNA from Meloidogyne enterolobii, 1578 nucleotides. The record is from the annotation of a GenBank genome assembly. NCBI's taxonomy places the organism in Eukaryota, Metazoa, Nematoda, Chromadorea, Rhabditida, Meloidogynidae.
AUGAUUUAUAGAUUAAUUAGUGUAAAAUCUAAAAAUAUUUAUUAUGUUCAAACAAGUUUUCGACUAUUUUUUAAGAGUAGUAAACCAGACAGUAUUGGGGCUAAUCAUCGAAUUUUAACGGAAGUAGAUGGUGAAUCUCUUUUGGAAAAGAGAAAUAAUAUUAAAUCAAAAUUCCUUUCAUUUGAUGACACAUUACUUCAAUCACCAAGAAUCUUCCAACAACCAAUUAAUUUAUCUGUUCCACCCAUUCCAGCAACAACAUUAAAUAAUAAUUCUCCAAAACUUUCAAAAAAUAUUUUAUUAAUUAAAGAAAAUAAUAAAAAUAAAAGCAAUUCGAUGGAUGGAAUUUCUAAUUGUGAAAAACUUAAAAAGAAAUUAGCAACAACAACAACAAGUAAAAAAUAUAAGAAACACAAAAACGAAAAUGAAGAGAAUAAAAUUGUUAAAAAAUUAAUUUCGAAAGAAGUUAAACAAAGAGGGGAAGAAGAAGAAUCUUCUUCAUGUUUAAAUGAAAAUGUGAAUAAAGGAAUUAUUUAUAGAGAAGAUUUAAAUAUUAAUUUAGUAGAAGAUAAUAAUAAUGUUAAUCAACAUUUGGAUAUACCUCCCGCAACAACAACAACAAAUAAUAUUUACUAUAAUAAUAAUUUAAAUGAAGAUGUUUCUUCAGCAAUGUUGUCAACAUUUCCUUACUAUUAUUAUUAUUGUUGUAUUUCUCCAAAUCAACAACAAAAUUUGUUUGGUUCUUUAAUUAUGGAUUUAACUAAUAAUGAAGGAGGGGAAUAUUUAAAUAAUAAUAAUAAUUGUAUUAUACCUGAUUAUUGGACAUCUGCAGUUAUGGCAGCAGUUGUUGAUAUUAAUAAUGAAGAUAAUAAUAAUAAUGAAAUGUUAAACAAUCAAGCUAUUCCUUUACCUAUAUUACAACCUCCCUUAGAUUCUGAUUUGGCUUCUUCAAUCUUUCAUUGGCCACAAAUUUUUCCUCAAAAUAACUCUCCAACUUCUUCGGGAACAACAACAUCAAUACUUCCUCAUUUAUAUCCUUUACCUCAACAACAACAACCAAAUACAUAUACAUCUACAAACAUUAAUAAUCAAUUACAAAAAAAUUUAACUAAUCCAGUUUUUCCUCCUCAAUAUAACAACAACAACAUUUCAUCUAUUCUCCCAUCAACAUCAUUAUUACCACCAGAAACACAACAACAAAAAUCCAAAACAAAUUUAUUAAUUAAUAAUCAACAAACAUUUAACCCAACUACAAGCCAAACAAGUUUUGAACAUUCCCCAACAUUCCCAACAAAUUUAUUAGAACAACAAAAACAUUUUAAACAACAAAAUGUUUUCCCCCAAAAUUAUUAUAACCAACAUGUUUUUAAUUCAAUCCAAACACAAAAACAACAACAAACAACAGAAAACAAUCCAAACAUUUAUUUAAAUCAAAACAUUACAACUUUACAACAACAACAACAACAAAAUGUUUCUUCAACAUUUCCUCCCUCUUCUUUUAAUAGCUCAACAACAACAACAAAUACUUCAAGUUUUCGUUUUCUUUCUGAAGUUGCCCAAACAUUAUUUGGACAAUAA